Rhodofomes roseus is the source of this 267-nucleotide messenger RNA. RefSeq lists its product as uncharacterized. The annotation marks the transcript as partial. The transcript is spliced from 2 exons. Lineage: Eukaryota; Fungi; Basidiomycota; Agaricomycetes; Polyporales; Fomitopsidaceae. The record is from RefSeq and is a predicted model, not a curated record.
GACGUCGAGGAAUUGACUCCUGCAGAAGCCGACGCGUUCGAGGCUACUCUGAGGGAUUGGUUCACACAGCUACGGUCGCUCCCGCCGCCCUCGGAAGUCAUCAGUGGGUUCGACUCGGAUGGCUCAGCCUGUUGGGCUUUCGCACGGCACGAAUUCCACAAGCUCCUCCACGAUACGGUCCUCGACGGCUUGCACGAGGGGCCUCAGGAGAAAGCCGCUGUGUCGCACUCGAAGACACAUCGUAUUGUUCUGACGCACGGUGACCUA